Messenger RNA from Mya arenaria, 1944 nucleotides. Its product is annotated as 2-succinylbenzoate--CoA ligase-like. The record is from RefSeq and is a predicted model, not a curated record. The transcript has 3 exons. The coding region runs from base 72 to 1760 and encodes 562 amino acids. NCBI's taxonomy places the organism in Eukaryota, Metazoa, Mollusca, Bivalvia, Myida, Myidae.
UAAGCCACGCCUACGACCCGCCUUCGCCAGACACUGGAUGUUCUUUAGACUUAACCUAUAUGUAAUCAAACAUGGCAGGACAGCUGAGUGAAAGCUACAUCGACAAUUCGUAUGAAUUGCAAGAUGAUGAUGAUGAUGGUAUAAGAAACGUAAAGGACUUACUUGAGUUCUAUGCCAACGCUAAGCAAGGACAAGAAGCCGUAGUUUUUGCCGCUGUUGGAGAUACGGAAAGGAAGACUGUUACAUUUGAUAGACUGUACGAAAAUGUCUGCAAGGUAGCCCGUUCAUUGAUUCACCUUGGUCUUAAACAAGGAGAAGUGGUUGGAAUCAAUCUUCGCAGCUGUCCAGAAUGGCUCUAUUUCGUAUACGGAUGUAUGAUUGCCGGUCUUGUUCCUGUCGGCAUUGCUUUUACAUAUAAAGACGGAAGUGACGUCAUCGCCAUGAUGAAACGAUUGCAAACAUGCGCGCUUUUGUGCAUUGACCCAGGUGUUGACAACGAAAAGUGGAAUGUCAUUCAACAGCUUGUCGAGUCGUAUUCUGACGAUGGUUCCGUUAUCAGCUCAAAAAUGCCAUAUUUACGCUACCUUCUGGGCCAUGAAGUUGGAACGUCUGUCAUGACUGGCGUAAAGAAAAUGACAGAUUUACUGAGCACUAACUGCGAUGUUGAAAUAACCGACGUUACAGAAGAUGCUUUAGCAUUUCUUUCGCAGACGUCUGGCAGCACUGGUGAGCCAAAACUUGUCGCACAGACGCAAAAGGCUGUAGUCAGGUACAGGCAUUUUCCAACGUUAUUCACAGAUGAAAAAGAGACUGUUUAUAACGAUCGACCUUUCACUUGGGGAGGCGGAUUUCCUUUUAAUUGUGUUUAUGGUCAAAAACGUGUAACCCUUCCCGAGUUCGCGCAGAUGCCAUCUGAUCGUUUUGCUGUUAUAACCACUGCAAUUAAAACAGAAGGAUGUACGGUGAUGUUUUCUCUUCCACCGUUUGUGCACGAAAUGGUUUUGAAAAAGGAAAAGUUACCAGCAGAAUGGCUGCUAAAGAAUUUGCUGACAGGAGGGCAGCCUCUUACGAAGCAUGUCGCCGAAUGUGUAGGUGGAAUUUGUAAAAACCUUGUAUGUGUCUACGGUGGUACUGACUUUGGCGUUGUAGCAAUGGGAAUCAUUGAAGACAAAAACAACUUCACUGAAUUUUCCAGUGGGAAAAUAGUUUCCGGAGUUGUGCUUAAGAUUGUCGACGACGAGGGCAUUACUGUACCUAUUGGUACGAUGGGAGAAAUUUACCUGAAAUCGCAUUUCCUGGUAAAGUGUUAUUUCAAUGACGAGGCGAAAACCAUUGCAGCCAAAACACCCGACGGUUGGUUCAAGACUGAUGACUUUGGGAAAUUAACAGAAGACGGCGAACUGUUUGUACUUGGUCGAAAAUCAAACAUGAUAAUUUCUGGCGGGAUGAAAGUUACACCAGAAAUCCUAGAACGAGUUCUGAACACAUGCAUUGGAAUACACAUUGCACUAGUUGUUCCGGUGUCUGACGAAGUAUACUACCAGGUUCUGUGCGCAUGCGUCAUAAAACAACCAGGAAGUACGCUCAGCGAAGAAGAUCUUCACACGUUUUGCACGGAUUUCCAUAACGACAAGCCGGGACUUUUUACGGUCCUUCCAAAGUUUUAUAUCUUCAUGGAUGCUUUUCCAGAAACAUCUUCGGGAAAGGUAUCAAGACGAAAGCUUAGUGCAAUUGCAGAAGAGAAAUUCGGAAAGAAAUGAAAACAUUGAAGCCACCUGAUUUGAGGCAAGCUGCUAUAAGACUAACAUGUACAGAGAAAUGAAAACAUUGAAGCCACCUGAUUUGAGGCAAGCUGCUAUAAGACUAACAUGUACAGAUUGUAUAACAUGGUGUAAUGGUUCUAUUGACAUUGUAAUUUGGCGAUAAUAAAAAUUAAACAGAUAA